ACCCUAGUUGAUAAAGGAGCCAAACCCCAUCAUUAUAAACUCCAUCCCUCUGAUCCACUCUCCCCCUGAGUUUCUCUCUCAACCUCACUAUUCAAUGCAAAGCGGCCACUUUCAGAAAGCUCCGUGAAUAACCAAACACGUACGUACCUUACUUCUUCAGCUCACAUUUCUUCUCCGUUCUGGUCAACGUAGUCAUAUCAGUAUCAGCAACCACCACUGCUUCAACAACACCAACCAAACCAGAAACACAAACAACAACAAAAAGAAAACAAACAAAAAAAUGCUCGAAACCGUGAAGUACCUGAUCGGCUCGGUCGGUGCUAGCGGUUACGGCUCCAAGAGCACCGCCGAACAAGUCACCGAAAGCUGCCCCGAUCUCAGCUCCAUCACCGCCAUCAUCACAGGUGCUACGUCGGGGAUUGGAGCGGAGACGGCGCGAGUGUUAGCCAAGCGCGGGGCAAGGCUGGUCCUCCCUGCUCGGAGCCUCAAAGCCGCCGAGGACGCUAAGGCAAGAAUCGUCGCUGAGUUUCCGGGCUCCGAGAUCGUCGUCAUGGCGCUUGAUCUCAGCUCUCUUACUUCAGUCAGAAACUUCGUCUCUGAGUUCGAAUCCCUCAACGUAUCUCUUAAUCUCCUCAUAAACAACGCCGGAAAGUUCGCGCACGAGCAUGCGAUUUCUGAAGACGGCAUCGAACUGACCUUUGCUACUAAUUAUCUUGGUCAUUUUCUGUUAACGAAGCUGCUGCUGAACAAAAUAAUCCAGACGGCGGAGGCCACCGGCGUCCAAGGUCGAAUAGUGAACGUGUCGUCUGCCAUUCACGGCUGGUUUUCCGGCGAUACAAUCCGAUACCUCGGCGAGAUAAGCCGGAACAGAAGCAGCCAAUACGACGAGACACGUGCGUAUGCCCUCUCGAAGCUCGCCAACGUUUUGCACACCAAGGAACUCGCUCGCAGGCUCAGGGAAAUGGAGGCCAACGUGACUGUGAACUGUGUCCAUCCGGGGAUUGUUAGGACCCGACUCACCAGAGAACGUGAAGGCCUUGCUACAGAUUUGGUGUUCCUCUUAGCUUCCAAGCUCUUGAAAACAAUACCUCAGGCUGCAGCCACGACAUGUUACGUUGCGACUCAUCCGAAGAUGAUCGGUGUGUCCGGGAAGUAUUUUGCGGAUUGUAACGAGACAUCGCCGUCGAAAUUGGGGUCUAAUUUGGUGGAAGCUGGUCGGUUAUGGUCUGCCUCUGAAGUCAUGGUGUCCAAAGAUUCCGGUGCUAUUUUUGCAGAUCAAUAUUGAAGGAGUAGAAGUGGGAUGAUGAUCAAUAUCCAUAUAUUACUAGUAGUAGAUAUAUAUUAAGAACAUAAAAAAGCAAAAUCUGAGUCACUAGUCUAGUUAAUUUCGUCUUAAUGUAUGUACUUAAUUAGUCUUAAGUAAUAGCAUAUAUAUUGCCAGAUACAGUUCUCUAAGUGGGGGAGAGCUAGCUAGGAAAGA
Messenger RNA from Fragaria vesca subsp. vesca, 1480 nucleotides. Its product is annotated as short-chain dehydrogenase TIC 32, chloroplastic-like. Lineage: Eukaryota; Viridiplantae; Streptophyta; Magnoliopsida; Rosales; Rosaceae. The record is from RefSeq and is a predicted model, not a curated record. The transcript is spliced from 8 exons. Bases 281 to 1285 code for a protein of 334 amino acids.